AUGAACCGAAUGGAGGAUGAAAAGAAGAAGAAGAAAAAUAAGAAAAAGAAGAACAAGCCGACAAAAACAGCAGACAGUGUUAUUGUGAGUGUCAUAGAAUCGACCUCUGUUGAUGAGUAUCAUGCCGCCGAGAAUGGGCAGAGUAGUUUUGGCCAAGUUUCUGAGGCUGCAGAUUUUCAGAAUGAUGUUGUGAGAAAACCAGUCGUGGAUCUGGAUGCACAUCAUGCCAAUGACACUAAGGACGUAAGUUUCUUAUUAAAUCAAAAUGAAGUAUUGCUCCGAAAUCAAAGUAAGUUGGCAGUGUAA
Molecule: messenger RNA, 306 nt
Organism: Ilex paraguariensis (yerba mate)
Lineage: Eukaryota; Viridiplantae; Streptophyta; Magnoliopsida; Aquifoliales; Aquifoliaceae
Source: the annotation of a GenBank genome assembly